UGAAUAUAUUUUCUUGUGAAUGUGUUCUGGUAAUUCAUAGUUAUUUUUAUUUUAAUAGCAAAAUAGUAUUUAGACAAAUAUGAACACAUUAGCAUAAAUUGCUAUCAGUGUUAUACAUUAUGCCCGGAUCCACAGAAAAUGAGGAGAUCGAAAAUCCGAAAGAAAACCAGGAAGAAGUAACAGUAGAGCCUCCUACUCCAAAACCUAGAGUUCGAACAAAAAAACCUGUAGAUCUCCCAGUUGUUGAAAGAAGAAACUGGCUCAUUCAUCAACAUUUCAUCAGACAAGAGUUUCACACUGCAAAGGACUUGAUACUACAGCAGUUGGCAGAAACUGGUGGAGAAUGUGAAUACGCUCUAUAUGUUCAAGGAAUGAUAGCUAGAACUGAAGGCAGAAUUGCAGAAUCAACAGAACUUCUACAAGCUUGUGCUAAAAUCAACCCAAAAAGUUCUGAAAUUUUGAAACAAGUUGCAAAGAAUUUGUUUCUCACAGGGAAGUACAAGAAUGCUAUAGAAUGUUACAAACAAGCAGCAGUUUUAUCAUGCAACGAUGACUGGGAAAUAUCUCAACAACUAGGAGAUUGUUUUCUACAUUUGAAACAAUAUGAUAUGGCAGAGGAUGCAUUCAAUGAAGCUCUUAAACAAAGUAAACAUGACAUUACAUAUUCAACGUUAGCCCGUCUUUACUUGGAAACAAGUAGAAUGGAUAAAGCAGUAGAAGUUUUGAAGAAAGGUAUUGAAUUUUCUCCAGAAAACUUAGAUCUUCUUACUACUCUUGGUCUGUUAUAUUUAAGGAUGCAAGACUUCCACCGAGCUUUUGAAUUACUUGGUCAGGCAAUGACAUUUGACCCUGAGAAUUAUAAGGCAAUAUUAGCAGCAGGUUCUCUUAUGCAAGUACAUGGUGAUUUUGAUGUAGCUCUGACUAAAUAUAGAGUUGCUGCUCAAAAAGCUCCUGAAAGUGCAGCACUGUGGAAUAACAUCGCAAUGUGCUUUUACGGAAAAAAGAAAUAUGUUGCCGCUAUCAGUUGUUUAAAGCGAGCAACAUACCUAGCACCGUUCGAUUGGAGAAUUUUAUAUAAUUUGAGUCUUCUUCAUGCAACGAUGCAGCAAUAUGCAAGUGCGUUUCAGUUUGCGAGCACUGCACUAAGAUUGAAGCCGAAAAAUGCUGAUAUUUACAUGUUGAUUGCAGUUUCAUUGAAUCACCUUGGUCAAACUGAGAGUGCAAGAAAAUCAUACCAGGAAGCUCUUCAAUUAAAACCUGAUGAUGUUUACAUAACUAUCAAUUAUAUCAUGUUUCUUCAACAAACGAAAGAUUCGAAACAAGCUCAGAAAUUACUCGGAAAACUUGAAAAAGUUAUGAAAGAUUCUUCCGAUCCUAAUUUAGACAAAGAGCUUAUUGACACAGCUAAGAAACUAGGUGUGGCCAUCAAUGUUGGGGAAAAAUUCGUGAAAAAUCCUCCAGAUGAGAAACCGAAGUCAUCUUCAAAAGAACGAAAAAAGAAAAGUUCAAAACAUUCCAUUGAAACUUCACCUUCAUCAAGUGUAUCAAGUCCAGGACCAAGUGAGAUAUCACCAUCUUCUCCUCUCACUCCAAGCUUAUUGAGUCCUGCUCUCUCAUCACCAAGUUCUCCGAUGUCUCCUGGUGGUAAUCUUCCUCCGCUCAAAUCAAAGCAGCCGUUGCCAAGUCUCGGAAUGCGAGCUUCAAAAUUGGAUGCACUGUUGCCGGAAGUUCCUACCCAUUCCCCAGAAAAAGUACCCCCUGCAUCGAAGAAAUCUUCCAAAGCAUUAUCCUAGCUUUGUAUAUGACAAAUGAAGAUAAAGUGUACUAUCAAAUGUAAUUUCUGACACUUUCAACACGUUAGAUAAACUUAAUCACUUACACAUUUUGUUAUCUUUGGCGUUACGCAAAACUUAAAUGGUAUUAUAUGAUUGACUGGAUUAACCUGACAGGCGUUUGAGACCAGUCCUACUUAAACUUUCCAAACUUCUUUUGAUAUUGAAGGACUUAUUUUUCUCCAUAAUUUGUAUUUGUUUACCUGGUGUUUCGUAAAUGUGGUGCUAUGUGCAAAUAGAUAUAUUUUUAUGAUA
Messenger RNA from Styela clava, 2087 nucleotides. RefSeq names its product BBSome complex member BBS4-like. The record is from RefSeq and is a predicted model, not a curated record. NCBI's taxonomy places the organism in Eukaryota, Metazoa, Chordata, Ascidiacea, Stolidobranchia, Styelidae. Gene Ontology annotation, molecular function: protein binding. Gene Ontology annotation, cellular component: ciliary basal body. Gene Ontology annotation, biological process: cilium assembly; protein localization to cilium.